CACGUGGUCUACUUUAUUCGUUACCGUCAUGUCUGGGACCCAGCCAGGAAGGUCAUUGAAUCAUCAAGUCGUUCUCGAUGAAGACGAGUACACGGCGGCCUUAUCUCAUAUUAUUGCCCGGGAUUUCUUUCCAUCACUCGCCCAUCUUGACGCAACAAACGAAUACUUGGACGCCCUCGACACACGCGACCCACAUCUCAUUACCACAUCUGUUCGACGAAUUGAAGAACUAAAUGCCACUCCUGCACCUCGUCACCAUGCAGCGCCGAAUCAGACUCCGUCACAGACUCCCUACGGCUUUGGCACCCUCCCAUUCGAUACCCCCCUUCGCACGCUGUCUAGGUCUGCUGUCCGUGGCGAACCACCCCAGAAGCGACCUCGCUAUGACGCCUCUGUCAAUCUGGAUACAUUCCAGGCACGCUAUACGUCUGAGGACAACUCUAGUUUUACUGAGAUACUAGACAGUGAGAAUCAGGCGCGGAAAGAGAGAUGGGGGUGGGCAUGGGACGCUCAGAAGAGGGUGGAAGGAUACAAGUUCAGAGUGGAGGCGGCAAGGAAACAGAUGCUAUUGGAAGGACCUGCAGAGGGUAGCUCACGGCCUGGUGUGCGGGAGAAGGUGAUGAUUGAACCUGCGAAACCUCCUGCAGGUCUAAUAACCAACGGCGAUGACGACAAGAAGACCUCAGAUAAAGACGGGAAAGGAAAAGAGUUGGCUGUGCAUGAGUCUCCUGAUGAUCAGCAACCUUCGGUCACCGAUGCAAUGGCUCCUAGAAAGGAUACCCGCCCUGCUGGUGUCGACGGAUGGAAUUUCAAGGCUCGGAAUUCUCUGAUGUUUCCACCGGACGCAGAUGAAUCGCCGUAUCACAAAGCGCCGCAAGCCGAUAUCAAAUCUACGGAGGAUCCCAAAAUUGUCGUCUACUCAAGCACUCGACUACAAGAAGAAUCUUCAUCUGCGUCUAGGGGUCUGUCCGCCCCUCCAAGUCCUACUCGCAGCCGCAUCGAUGCCGCUAUUAAAGGCACACCAUAUCGCCGUCGCUCUCCAACCAUUAAUAAUCUCUCGCUGGUACCCAACCUUCCUUCGCCGACGCCAUCUGAGCUGGGACCAGCAGCAGUCAAAGAACUCAUGACCUGGGGGACGCUCAACGCUACGCCAAGGAUUAUAUCUCAAAGCGAUGAUCCUGCCGACCUUCCACUUCCCAGUACGCCAUUCCACCUUCCUGAACCCUCGGCAAGAGAGCGGAUAUCUCAUAAAUUGUCAAAUGACGCUUCCAAAAACCUUCGUACCAAGGCUGGAUUGCUAGGCCUCGGUCGAACGCCCAGUGGUCCUUCACGAACUCCAAUAGCGGGUAAGAAGAGUACAAUGGCACCACCAUCUUGGACGCCACGUAGGUCAGAAGCUGCAGGCAACUUGACGCCAGCAGCAAAGCGACUAUUAAACCGGACGACAAUGGGGGCGGUGGCUUCAAGACGAGCCGAGGCAAUGGAAAGAGUAGCGGGAUGGAGCGCCGGACAAAAAGACAUAAGUAAAGUACGAUGGACACCCACACCGAGCAGUGGAGCACGACGAUAAGGAAUAUUAUAUUUGUAUCCGACUAACAAUGUACAUGUUAACUUUCUGACACUCGC
Molecule: messenger RNA, 1626 nt
Organism: Guyanagaster necrorhizus
Lineage: Eukaryota; Fungi; Basidiomycota; Agaricomycetes; Agaricales; Physalacriaceae
Exons: 3
Coding region: 29-1570 (513 amino acids)
Cellular component (GO): catalytic step 2 spliceosome
Source: RefSeq, a predicted model, not a curated record